Bolinopsis microptera is the source of this 1593-nucleotide messenger RNA. Its product is annotated as calcium/calmodulin-dependent protein kinase type II subunit delta-like. Gene Ontology annotation, biological process: protein phosphorylation. Gene Ontology annotation, molecular function: calcium/calmodulin-dependent protein kinase activity; calmodulin binding. The record is from RefSeq and is a predicted model, not a curated record. NCBI's taxonomy places the organism in Eukaryota, Metazoa, Ctenophora, Tentaculata, Lobata, Bolinopsidae.
GAAGUGGAAACGCCGCCCCCAGCCGUCGUAGUAGCCCCCAGCACCGUCACUCGGUCUGCUAUGAACUUUUUCACUCAACAGUUCGGCAAUUCACAGUCCAAGGUUGUUCAGAUAAGUCAGCCGCCCAUAUUCGAAGACGUCGACGAGGCGGUGUUGUUGACGAAGAAAGAGGUCCUCUCAAAAGUCCAUUCUCUCCUUUAUUACAUCUGUGUUGGGGAUCUUGAUGCUUAUCAAGAGAUGGUGUUACCUACUAUGACCUGUUUUGAACCUGAAACAAAAGGGCAGCUUAUUGAGGGGACGCAGUUUCAUCAGUUCAUGUUUGAGAACUCCAAACGGGACAGACCAAAAGUAAAUUGCACGAUGAUAGCGCCGCACGUGCAACUGCUCGGAGCUGACGCUGCUGUUGUCAGCUAUAUUCGUCUAGUCCAGUGCACAAACAGUACAACUAACAUGACGACAACAGAACGCUGGAGUGAAACAAGAGUACUACACAAAGUGAGCGACACAUGGAAACUAGCUCACUGUCAUAGGAGUCAAUGAGAAUGUUGUUAAGGGACACCCACUGACCAUCUAGGUCAUUGAGAUCAGUAUUAAGAUAAACUAACGAAUGUCACACUUGUUUAUCAUUAUUUGGGAUCAAAUACGACAAUUAUCAUUUGACUUCAUCACUAUAUACUGGAUUAAACUGAAAAUGGCAAAUAGUUAAUUUUGACCAUAUUAACGAUUAUAUUUCACAGGUAAACAAUAUACUGGUUAUCAUUUUAUUUCAUUAUGCCCAGAUUGUAAGAUGUAUCAUAAGUUGACGGUUUUAUCAGCUAGGAAUAGGAUGUAAUUUAGUUUUACCAUUUACUCAGUUUUUGAAAAUGUACAAUUUAACCUGGUUUGAUGCAUCUAAUUUAUCGUUUUGUUGUUGUUGCAUAUUGUUAGCAUCUAUGGUAGCUUGUCAAUUGUAUAGAGUUUCAUUGGUGUGUAAUCCGAAUUAUAAAUAUCAUUAACAUUAAUUGUUUACUUUUAUUUUAAUUUAUCCUUGUAUGAUACAACUAUUAUUGACCACGCAGCUGUGAAUCUUAACUAAUUAAAGUAGCUGAAUAGGUCGCAUAUUUUUGCGGUUUUAAAUGGCGCAUUUCAAUUCUCCGCUAUUUAAUCUGGGUUUUUAUUUUUCUUUAUUUAUUUGAUGCCACGUUUAAGUUCUUACUCAAAGUUAAACUUAUUAAUGUGGAAAAAAUCUUGAUUUUUCAGUUAAUUCUUAUCAGCAUAUUCUUGACUCAAUAAUGAAUAACACGGACCACCGUUUGUUAUCACGAUCAAGUUUUUCAAAUUCCAUUCCUUUUUGGAUGACGAACUUACCGUGAUAAAAUAUUUAUUCUUAGCAUGAUUUAAACUUAUUAAAGUUACCGGUUACAUAUCUUCACGAACUAUUAUUUCAGGUUAUAAUAGGAAUAUUUAUUUUUGCAAUCGUCUUAAAUGAUUUAACUUCAAUAUUUCUUCUCUCACAUCAUUGUUACAUAUCAUUUUGAAUGGAAUUGUAUGAUGUAUUGCAUGUUAAUAUAAUACGAUAACAAAAUUUUGUGUUAUUUUAAAAUUAGAUGAAAU